AUGGCAGACUAUCACACGGUCUACAAGGGCCCUGAGGGCGAGACAACGCAGUGGCAGGACAUCCAACGGCGGCUGGGCAACCUGCCGGCCAAGGCGCUGGUAUGGAAGCCGGAUGCAUACGCGCCAGAGGCGGAGGCGCCGAGCGGGGCGGCCAAGAUCAGGGAGAAGGACGCGGAUGAGCUGUCAGAUCUAGAGGAUGACUUUUCCGAUGACCGCGCUUUGGAGGAGUACAGGCAGCGCCGCAUCCGCGAGAUUCGCGAGGCAGCCGCCCGCCCCCGCUUCGGCACCCUCGACGAAAUUUCCGGCAGCGAGUUCGUCCAAAAAGUCACCGAGGCGUCCCGCGCCUACUGGGUCGUCGUGCUGCUCUACAAGUCCAGCAGCGCCGGCUGCGGGCUCAUGGAGGGCGCGCUGCAGGACCUCGCGCGGCGGCACCCCGCGACGCGCUUCCUGAAGAUCGUGUCGACGAGCUGCAUACCGAACUACCCGGACCAGAACCUGCCGACGGUGCUGGUCUACCACGGCGGUGGCUGCAAAAAGCACAUCAUUGGCUUGCAGGCGUUCGGCGGGCCGCGGACGACGCCGGAGCAGGUGGCGCUCACGCUGAAUCAGCUCGGGCCGGUGUGCGGCGGCGGCGAGGAGGGGCCCGGCGACGAGGGCGGCGCGGGCGGCAGCGGCGCGGCGGCGGCGGCGGAGCGGGCGGUCAAGGGGCUCGUGCAGCGGCUCGUGGAGCAGCGGGAGCAGGCGGCCGCUGACGAGGACGAGAGCAGUGACUUUGACUGA
Messenger RNA from Monoraphidium neglectum, 780 nucleotides. RefSeq names its product Phosducin-like protein 3. Gene Ontology annotation, cellular component: cytoplasm. The transcript is spliced from 2 exons. Gene Ontology annotation, biological process: protein folding. Lineage: Eukaryota; Viridiplantae; Chlorophyta; Chlorophyceae; Sphaeropleales; Selenastraceae. The record is from RefSeq and is a predicted model, not a curated record. The coding region runs from base 1 to 780 and encodes 259 amino acids.